This is a messenger RNA of Chondrus crispus (carragheen), 2023 nucleotides long. RefSeq names its product pyruvate kinase. Gene Ontology annotation, biological process: glycolytic process. Gene Ontology annotation, molecular function: magnesium ion binding; pyruvate kinase activity; potassium ion binding. The transcript has 2 exons. The record is from RefSeq and is a predicted model, not a curated record. Gene Ontology annotation, cellular component: cytoplasm. Lineage: Eukaryota; Rhodophyta; Florideophyceae; Gigartinales; Gigartinaceae. Bases 1 to 1686 code for a protein of 561 amino acids.
AUGUCCGCAUUCCUUCCGCCGUCGGCUCUGCGCCCUCUGCGGUCCGCUCCCGCAUCGCUGCAGUCAUCAAGCUUUUCGCAGCUCCAGUCGAACCGUGUCGCCCAAGCACCGAAAGCGAAGCUGGCCGCGCGAUGGCACAUGGUCGUCACGGGACGGAACGGAAGCCAGGCCCCGAGCACGCUGCAGAGCAGUGGCGGCUUUGAUCUUGCGAGCGGCGUUAUUGAUGAUAAGUUAUGGGAUGUUCAGAUCCCGCGCAUGAGCAAGAUUGUUUGCACUAUCGGCCCGAAGACUUGUGAUAUUGAAAGCAUUGAGAAACUCGCAGAAACGGGCAUGGAUAUUGUAAGGCUUAAUAUGAGUCACGGAACACAUGAAUGGCACGGCAAAGUCAUUGAAACCGUCAGGGAAGUCAAUUCUCGAGGCAGGUUUAAUCUCGGCCUUCUGCUCGACACAAAGGGACCAGAGGUCAGAAGUGGUGAUCUUAAAGCUCCCAUUCAGGUGAAGAGGGGGCAAAAGUUCACAUGGACCGUACGUAAGGACUUUGACUCAUUUGAUGACUUCACAGUGGACGUGUCGUAUGAUGAUUUCGUCAAAGACGUCCACGUCGGCGACACUUUGUUAGUUGAUGGCGGCAUGUGCUCGUUCCUAGUCACUGAGGUCACGGAUAAGGAUGUGCUAAGCGAAUGCAUAGAUGGGGGCACUCUCACAUCACGACGGCAUCUUAACGUUCGUGGAAAGAGCGCGUCGCUACCCGCCAUUACGGAGAAGGAUUGGGAAGACAUCAAGUUUGGAAUGGAAAACAAUGUCGACUUUUAUGCAUUAAGCUUUGUGAAGCACGAGGAUGAUGUGCAAAUGCUGAUAUCCUAUUUGCGAGAGAACAAUAGCCUGGCGCUUGUUCUGUCCAAGAUCGAGUCUGCAGACGCUGUCAAGAGACUUCGCCCUAUUCUCGAAGCCUCUGACGGUGCCAUGGUUGCACGCGGUGACCUUGGUGCAGAGAUUCCUGUUGAAGACGUUCCCCUGGUCCAGGACGAGAUUGUAAGUAUUAAUCGAAGUAUUCGCAAGCCGACAAUUGUCGCUACCCAUAUGCUGGAAAGCAUGAUCACAUAUCCCUCUCCGACACGCGCGGAGGUGGCGGAUAUUACAGAGGCAGUUCGCCAAGGUGCCGAUGCGACAAUGCUCAGUGGAGAGACGGCCAAUGGCUCGUAUCCAUACCAGGCUUUGUCAGUGAUGGCCACGGUCGCAGAGAGUGUGGUCUCACAAGAUAGCGCAUUAUCUGAGAAUGACUUGUUCUCUCCGGUUCUGCGUAUGAACGAGAGCAAAGCACAGGAUGCGCGUCUCGAUUUGGCGUUUGGCGCUUCGACAAUGGCUUCUCGACUCAACGUGGCGGCCAUUGUAGUAUUCACGCGAGUGGGAACAUACGCGAAGCUGGUCUCAUGUACGAGGCCACGUUGUCCGAUCAUUGCAUUCACCCCUGAUGAAGAUCUUGUGCGACGGCUGACUUUAUAUUGGGGAGUAAAACCCUUCGAACUUUCGUUUUCUGAAGACCCUGAAGAGACUAUCUCGCGGGCAGUGAAAUUUUUGAUCGAGAAGGGCCUGACCUCUACCGGUGACACCUUGGUCAUUGCUAGCGAUAUGCUAGUCAGAGAUAAGAGUAAGGUCAAUACCAUUCAAGUGAGGACGGUUCAUUAGAUAUAUUGUUGGCUUCGACAUAGUUAGUCAUCCGUUUAUGCCGGCAGUCAGAUUUUGUUGUUUGUGGACACCUCUGGCCGAGUCGUUGGAUAGAUUUCAGUUUACUCUAUUCCGUCUGUUUUCUGCCUCAGGAUGCCCUUCACGCUGCAGCUUCAGGUACUCUUAACGUUCUGAACAAGCUCGUUUGAAACCUAUGCGUCCGAAAUUGGAAGUCAUCUUGGUGGUAUGCGAAGGGCGCGUACUGUACUCUGGACGUUGAUCGGGUGGACGUAGAGUUGGAAAAUACUGAGAGGCAAGAGAGUAAAUUACUACAAGGGUGAUAUUGUAUUCACCACAA